AACGCGGGACAUCGACUCCUGCAUUUUCUGGUUGCGGUCCUAGCGCUAGCGGUACCAUCAACAUUAAAACCGUACAGGAAUGAACAGAAACUAUCCAGGACAGACAAAGACGAGCGCUGCUUUCAGGCUCAGGGAAUUCAUCUUUGAAUAUUUACCUUCCACUCAACAUAGUCAUAGACCAGCUGCAUUAUCGUUUUUUUAUUGUAUGUAAGAAUCUCGUAAAAAUCGCGCCAACAGGUUAUACUCAUCAUCAUCUUCAUACUGACUAAAAAAUCUGAAACGAAUCGGCAAGCCAAAACAAGUUCCAAAAUGGACGACGACAUGAAUGGUGACGUCCGCGCAUUUGAUGUUGGCCGCAACCUCAACCGUCGCGCAGCAUUUUUUCUCGGACUUCUCUCGUCGGCUUUGUUCAUGCUGCUUACGCUUUUACUUUAUGCUAUGCACCACAUGAUGGCGGUCGGUUUCCUCGUCUAUCCGGCUCCGAAAUCGUGCUCGUGCGCCAAGCCAGCUGCUGAGUGGCUCUUUGCUGGAGGAGUGCUGUCCGUGAUUUUUGCGAAUCUGGGUGCAGCAGCGGCGCCGAUUGCGCGGAUGUUGUUGUUCUUGGACGUGUUGUGCGAUGCCAUGUUCACCAAUGUCGAUGCUGGAGCAGAUUUGCAAGACAAUGCUCGAGCUGAUUUGCAAGACAACGCUGUAGCUGAUUUGCAACACUUGCGAGGGGAAUUUGGACGCUUUCGCCGCCUAGCUCGCGCGGAGGAGCAGCGGCGUGUGAUGCGUGGUCCCAGGAAGACGGUCGAACAGAUGGAGGAGGAAACAGGAUGCAUUGUUUGCCGCAAAUGGCUACGCAAGGGAUACUGCCUAGAGGGCUGCAAAUGUGAAAACUGGCAUCCAGAAGAAAAGGACUUCUAUCCCAUGAUGCUGCCCCUUCCGGUCGAUCCGACUCGUGCCCCACAAGUGCCGUUGCGGUUCCGCUGAAGCCGGUGAUUAAAAAACAAAAAGUGGAGAAGAUUACAAGAAAGCUCAAAAAUGUUAUCAUGAACGAUAAAGUUGUGGAGCGACUCUGAAAAAGUGGCGUGUAAGGGGGUGGUCUCUGGACGUCGCUCAUCUUCAAAGCCGUGUGGAGGUGGAGGCUUAUGAGGAUUUAUUGAUGGUGCAUUUGUAAUUUCAAAACUGAGUCAAUGAGUGUCUUUGUUCUUGUUGGCCGUGUAAUAAAUCAAAUAGGUUGCACGAUGAUCAUGUGAUUGUGAAGUAGAUGAUUUGAAUGUUGUAUCAAUCGAAGUUGAAGAAGAUUUCUUCUCGAUCAUGGAAGACGCGUGAGGUUGCGUUCACGCACAGCUUUGCUUGUUCUCUUCAUAUCGUGGAGAUACAAAUAAGUAAUGAAAAUGAACGUCGAUCUACUUGUUGAUGUUGAAGAAGAUUAUGGUCUUACUUGUCGAUGCUUGAGUUGUUGAAGAUCGACCUAAUAAAUGUAUUUCGCAUGUGAUGGGAAUGUAGUUCCUGAAGAACGCUUUCCCAUUCAUGUUUUUGUAACGUGUCUUUGCUCGUAAUCUAUGUUGAUGUUAUUUGAUUUGUAUUUUGAUUUGUAUUUGUUCUUUGUUCUCUCUGUAUUUAACAUUUAUGUAGGUCGAUUUGUUCUUUGGUCUUGGUCUGGUCUUCUUGUUGUGACUGCUUGUGUACUUAUUAAAAAAUUGUUGAUGAACGUAGUUUAAUUUAGAUUUUUCUAUUAGUUACCCCUAUGCUUACCGCAGGUGGCGGCUCUGGACUUGAGGGAGCUUCUGAGGUGAAACCACACGUCUAGAAAGACAAAAUGAAAAUGAUGCGUCUUGCACUCUUGACAAAUUAUAUCUUAAUGUCGGUAUUUUUUGGAUGCAAACCGAGGACAUCCUGACUAUGAAGAUGACGGGUAUUAAGCAACAUAUUUGAAGAUGAUGUACUUCUUGUGGGGUCCUCACGAGUAAGCCGCGCUACCUUGAUCGGAGAUGAUGAUGGUUCGAAGAAGUGCUAAGGAUGUAAUCACGCAAAUCGCGAGAUGGUAGACCUAGAGAUAUACAUAAUUAAAGGGGUGAAAUGAAUUACGAAUCUAAGACUAAGUCAGAUCAGGCAACACGAACGGACAACAAGUCGUUCGGCAUACAGUAGCACAUAGAAUUGAGGACACGACGAGAUGAUAUGACAGAUUCUACCACUUCUCGACGCGUUCCCUCAAGGCUGAGCUUCAAAAAGACAUAAAAGCUGACGACGCUGCUUUCUAUUUUCUCUAGGCUUUCUUCGAUGUGCUGCUUCGUCUCCUGCUGACGAGCUGCCUGGCGGUGAUGGCUUUCUUGGUUAACUCGAAACUUCCGGCGGUACCGCUUGCAUUUCGUCUAUCCUGGUGUACUGGUCUUCCUCUUCCCUUUUCUUCGCGUAGCAUCAUGGUAGCAUAUGCGCUGGCAACUCUCUCUGAGGUGCUUUGCCUUGGUAGCUAUGCAACAGACAAGCGCUUCCGGCGGCGUGAGGCUCUCGGGAACAAUGGCCCAGUCGAUGAAGGUCAAGCAUUGAUGUGUAAGUUGAAUGCGGAUUGAGUGAAUCUCCACGGUUUCCUUGCUAGAUCUUUGCUUUUCUUCGUUUCUUGCUGUAUCAUCUUUCUCUCUCGUCUCUCGUCGGCGGACCUUCUUUCAUUUUUGACUGAUCUCUCUCGCUCUGUUAACUUGUCCGAGCACUAUUUAGUGACCUAGCGUCUUACUUUAUGAUUGACUUCGCGCCUAUGUACUAUUAACUGACUUCGCGUCUUUUCACUAAGUACUGACUUCGCGUCAGUCUAUUCACUAGCUGACUUCGCGUCUUCCCCCUAUUAUCGACUUCGCGUCUCCUAUUCCCUUCGCCUGUUAUUUGUGAUUUCGUAUAAAUCUAGAGAUCCUCAUCUUGCACUAGUGCACUGGCGCCGUCUCGGGUAAGUAUAUGCCGGGCCGGCGCAUCGUCCGCGAAAGGUAAGACUUCUCUGCGCCCACCCCAGCUGAUGCGCUGUGCCUCUGGCCGAAGACUUUGAAAUUGAAAAAGUACGUAGCGAAAGUGGGA
Amoebophrya sp. A25 is the source of this 3051-nucleotide messenger RNA. The record is from the annotation of a GenBank genome assembly. NCBI's taxonomy places the organism in Eukaryota, Dinophyceae, Syndiniales, Amoebophryaceae.